This is a messenger RNA of Raphanus sativus (radish), 588 nucleotides long. Its product is annotated as anaphase-promoting complex subunit 11. Gene Ontology annotation, cellular component: nucleus; anaphase-promoting complex. The record is from RefSeq and is a predicted model, not a curated record. Gene Ontology annotation, molecular function: ubiquitin protein ligase activity; zinc ion binding; cullin family protein binding. Gene Ontology annotation, biological process: positive regulation of mitotic metaphase/anaphase transition; protein ubiquitination; anaphase-promoting complex-dependent catabolic process. Lineage: Eukaryota; Viridiplantae; Streptophyta; Magnoliopsida; Brassicales; Brassicaceae. The transcript has 4 exons. The coding region runs from base 16 to 396 and encodes 126 amino acids.
AUCUGAGUAUCUCAAAUGAAUAUGUUCUAUGUGUAUUCCAGAACGAAUUUUGAUUCGCUGGAGUCUCGAGAGAAUCGUCCUCGAACCUCUGAGAUUUGUAAAGCUGAUAAGAUAUUUUUUUUUGUUUCUUUAGGAGGAAGCCAUGAAAGUCAAGCUCUUGCGUGGCAUGCUGUUGCAUCGUGGACAUGGGACGCUCAAGAUGAGACAUGUGGGAUAUGUCGUAUGCCAUUUGACGGUUGUUGUCCUGAUUGCAAACUCCCUGGAGAUGAUUGCCCUCUAAUUUGGGGAGCUUGCAACCAUUCGUUUCAUCUCCAUUGUAUAUUGAAGUGGGUUAAUUCACAGACGAGUCAAGCUCAUUGCCCUAUGUGCCGUAGAGAAUGGCAAUUUAAAGAGUAAGAAGUGGAGAGAGAGAGAGAGACCUGAGACUCUUUGUGUUGUGCCUUUGAUUAGAUAUCUAGCUUUUUUUCCCUCUUUAUAGAUGUGUUUGAACAUUUUUUUUUCGAAUUUAUUGAAGUACAAGUAACCACAAAAAUGUACUGAAGUUUUCUGGUCCGUUCUGUGGCACUUGUAUAUACUAUUUGCAACCUU